Messenger RNA from Dichomitus squalens LYAD-421 SS1, 3847 nucleotides. RefSeq lists its product as uncharacterized. The record is from RefSeq and is a predicted model, not a curated record. Gene Ontology annotation, biological process: nuclear-transcribed mRNA catabolic process, nonsense-mediated decay. Gene Ontology annotation, cellular component: telomerase holoenzyme complex. The transcript is spliced from 5 exons. Lineage: Eukaryota; Fungi; Basidiomycota; Agaricomycetes; Polyporales; Polyporaceae. Gene Ontology annotation, molecular function: telomerase RNA binding; telomeric repeat DNA binding; protein binding. Bases 169 to 3282 code for a protein of 1037 amino acids.
AGAGAGGCGAAGAGCCUCCAGCAAACACUGAAAGAAUCACUCAAAACUAAGGAUCCUUGGGACAAGGAGACCGACUUCACACGGAAACAAUUGCGCCGACAUUGCUUGCGCCUCCUCCUUUUGCACCCGUAUGCCCCCGAGUCCAAGGAUGCGGAGAAUCAACUAUGGAUGCAGACAUCUUACGCCUUCAUUGCUGUCUACAAGCAGCGCAUUACCGCACUAGACCGCGCGCUUCACAAUGUUCCUCGGCAGCAACAGCAGCAGUCAGCGCAAGGCCAGGAUGGGCCGGGGCAAGGACGGGGCCAAGGGCAGGGUAGAGGGCAUGGCGGGCACGGCGUCGUCGAGUAUCGCAAGCUCCUCCAACGCUUCCGGCAGUUCCUCGCGGACGAAGAGAAGUUCUGGAUCCAGCUGAUAGUGCGUAUCCGUCGCAUCUUUGCCCUCGACGACGCCCAGCACGUCCUCGCCGGGCUCGGCAUCAUUCCCGACGACACCACGCCCCCGUCCGAGAACGGUCCCCCAAAGCGUAACCAUUACCAGUUCCCGUCCGAUGCGGACGUUGCUGCGGUAGCGCCUUCCCUCACGCCAACAACCCGUGACCAGCGCGAGGGCAGGAUGGCCAUCCUCAGUAAGGCGUUGGUCUGCCUUGGGGACAUCGAGCGCUACAAGGAGCAGUACAACGAGGCGGGUGGGCGUCCGCGGGCAGGGCACGAGGACGGGCCCCCUGCCGCUGGUGCGUCUGGGAAUCAGAAGGGUGGCCGCGGUAAGAAGGGCGCUGCCGUGGCAAACGGGGCGGGUGCGCAGGCCCCUGUGAUGCCGCGUAUGCGCAACUACGACAAGGCACAGCAAUGCUACCAGCAGGCGCGGAUCCUCCUGCCGCAGGACGGGAACCCGGCGCACCAGAUGGCGAUUCUCGCGUCAUACCAGAAGGAUGUAUUUGGGUCCCUCGUGCACUACUAUCGGGCGCUGUGCGUGAAGUCACCGUACGAUACUGCUGCAGAGAAUUUGGGGACGGUGUUGGCGAAGACAUUGGACCAGUGGAAGGCGAGGGGUGCGAAGAGGGAUAGAGAGCGGGAGAAGGAGCUGGCGCGGGGAGAGGCGCCAUCUAUGGCUCCGCGUCUGCGUGUUGAGUCGUUCAAGGAGAAGCUGAUCGUUUUGCAUGCAUUAUGGCGAGUCCCACCGGAAGAGGCGGAGGCGUUGUCGCCCAACCUCUCGAACAAGCUUGCGGAAGACUUCAGGUCCCUCGUCUCUGAGCGCAUCCUCCCACUCGAUAUCGUCCUCAAAACCACAGUCCUCGCCCAAGGCGCACUGUGGAAGCACCGCAUGUUUCGCUCCGCUCCCACUAAUGGACACAGGAAAGGCUCAUCGCUAUCGACUACGUCGGUCGUCGAGAGCUCCAUCGCUGGGCACCUACUCAUGAUGCAUCGAAUCCUGCUUGAGGUCGGCGUUGUACAGAUUGCAGAGGCUCCCCCUGAGGACGCUGGUGAACAUGACUUGGCGCAGCGUAUCACAGCUGCCUUCCGUAGGACGCUACCCGCACUCCGAAUCGCCAGCAAGUGGCUUCGCGCCAAUAUGCGCUACGUUGGUCAACCGGCACCAUCAGGCGCGAACGGAGUAGAGGCUGAAACCAGCUUGUCCAAGUUGAAAGGUCGGGACCGUCGGAGGGGCAAUGAUUGGCGGUCCCCCAGUGUAUCCCUGUCGCUCACUAUUCCUGGCCUUUCUGAGUUCUGGCGCGCGUACGCUCAGUUCUCGACAGCACUCCACAAGGCGUUCCCAACGGAGAAACUUCCGAAACUGGUAACGACGCUGGAAGAAGAUGUAGAGAUGGCCGGCUUUAGUCCGCUGAAGAGGUUUGUACCUGGGGAGGUCGUUAGUGCCGUCGGUGCCGCCGGCGCGAGCAAGGACGGCGCGAAGGACGUGCGUAGUGGGUCAGCGAACCGGGCCGCACAACCCAUCCUGCCUGAGCAGGUGCAUCCAAAUGAGGAGCAGCUCAUGCGCAUCGCCGAUCUUUUGGUGGAUGCCCAGGCUAUCGUGAAAGACGAGGCAUCACCAUUGACUUUCGCAGAUGGCAAGUUUGUCGUCAACGGUCUUCUGGAACCUGUCGCCAGCAGUGCUUCGGGCUCCGGCAGUGCAUCGGCUCCUGCUGCACCAUCUCAUGGGGCUGUACAGCCUUGCAACCGCAACUCGCUAUCCAAACCAGCCUCGCCGCGGUUGCCUUCUCGUAUUGCCUAUGAGCCCCGUCCUGCUGAGGUGGACGAUGACAACAUGACGGACAUCACAAGGACUGAAGACGAUCCCGUCGAACAGGCGUUCCGCAAGGUCUUCGGUCCACCUACAGAGACCGGGGAAGAGGACGAAGAGGAGGACGAGGAAGACGAGAUCGUUUGGAACCCUAGUGCCAGUACGGGUCCUCGCGACCCCGCCAUCAUCGCAGCAGUUCCAGCACCGUUGCCCGCGCCUCCAAUCCGGCCACUGAUUGCCAGCCCUCCCGUAUCUGCCACCAAAGUCAGCCCGCGCAGUCCUCAACCGCUAUCUCCGAGGUAUGCCGCUCAGAAGCACGCGGCGACCAUGAUCUCUACGGCGCCACCAUCGGCCGUUACGACUGCCAAGGAUAUCUUGUCUAGUGUUCUCCGUAGCCCACCUAGACCUGACGUCGCACGCUCCUUGCAUGUGCGUCAGGCGUCCGCUCCUCAUACGACACAUAUGCUCUUUGGCUCUCACCCACUUGGCGGCACGUCUAUCUGGUCGUCCAAUGACACCGAAACGGUCAAAUUCCAAGGCGCUGCAGGCACCACCAGCGGCCCUUCAUAUCCAUCAUACCACUCGCAAAAUCUACCUCAGAGCCCUCCAUUGUCUACAUUCUCGUUACAGACUCAGCCUGUUCUGGGGUUUGGGCACCCUUCUGUAGCGCCGGGACCUGCACAUCAGUACAACUCCGCAUUCAUUACUGGGCACCAACGCGUCCAGUCUCUGUCUACGACCCGCAACUCUCAAUUGUACUCGAGCCAAAGCCAGAGCCAGAGUCAGUACUCGGAUCUGUUUGGCCCCUACCCUGCGCUCGCUGAGCAAGCACCUGUGUGUUACAACACUGGAGUGCCUGGCGCAUACGCUGAUCCCAUCUAUUCUCGCAAGCUCGAUCCGACGUAUUCACGUCAGGAAGCGCCAGGUGUAGGAAUGAACGAUCGCGCCGUCCCCUUCCAUCUCGAUCAACGCGCUCCAGGCCACACUAGUGCAUUCCCUCCUCCCUUGUCCUCAAUGGCGCAACUGUGGAAUAACGCCGGAUGACGCUCGUAGCUCUGUUCUGCUCGAAAACCCACCUAUGCUUAGACGUUCUACGACUAGGGUAGAGGACAUUCCGAGCUUGAUCGACGUGAUCUAUGCCGUUGAUGAGCCCACUAGUCGUGUGGCUACCUUCGCUCGUCUCACCUGCUCUCGUAGACACCACUGUCCCGGAUGGCCGCCGCGCGUAGCUUCUCUGACGACACCGUUCCGACUCCGGGCCGUGUGUCCCGGCGUGGACAUGGACAUGGACAACGACUACCGCAAGCACGUAUGCCGCGUGUUCCCGCCGUUGUCCCGUCCCCGUUCUUCCUAUCGUCGUGGUUAUUGGAUGCAGCAUGCCCUAUCACGGGGGAGGGUCUCCCAGGAACAUGCUAUGUAUUGUGCACGUCCAGUUGUCGUGUCGUGACUUGCGAUCCUCGAGCCUGCUGUCAUUCUUGUUGUUCCACGUCUGUCGUUCAGUAUGUAUACAUUGUCUUCUCUUCCGGCCGAACGUACCGCGGGCUGGCUGCUUAUGUAUAGCACAAACACAGUGCGGCAUCAGUGUACUUCCUGUGUGAUCCCACCAUUC